This is a messenger RNA of Phoenix dactylifera (date palm), 858 nucleotides long. Its product is annotated as non-specific lipid transfer protein GPI-anchored 15-like. NCBI's taxonomy places the organism in Eukaryota, Viridiplantae, Streptophyta, Magnoliopsida, Arecales, Arecaceae. The record is from RefSeq and is a predicted model, not a curated record. Gene Ontology annotation, molecular function: lipid binding. Gene Ontology annotation, biological process: lipid transport.
CCAACAGGCCGAACACACUCCCACCACCUCUCUCUCAGCUUUCAAAUAUCGCCGGCGAUCACCCAUCACCACCACCUCUCGACAGCUUAAAUGGCUCCAAGAGUAAUGGACACUGCCCUAGCCCUGGCUUUCAUGUCGAUGCUCUUGGCCCAUGCCUCUGCCCAAUCCGGCUGCACGACGGCGAUCGUGAGCCUCGCGCCUUGCCUGAGCUACAUUACCGGCAAUUCUUCGACCCCAUCCUCCUCAUGCUGCUCUCAGCUAGCAAACGUUGUAAAGUCGCAGCCUCGGUGCCUCUGCACGGUACUCAAUGGCGGCGCAUCGCUCGGGAUCACCAUAAACCAGACCCGGGCCUUGGCCCUCCCUGGAGCCUGCAAGGUCCAAACACCACCCGUCAGCCAGUGCAAUGCUGUGGGCAGUGGACCAGCGGAAUCUCCUAAAGCUCCAAGCACUCCGGCGACUCCAUCCACACCAUCGACCCCAGCAAACCCUUCUCCGGAGACCCCAUCGACGCCGUCGGUUCCAAGCGGUCCUUCAGAAAGUGGUUCCAAGACCGUCCCCGCGACUGCUGGUGCAUCCUCGGGCAGAAGUUCCAAGAAGUCAGGCCGUUCUGUGAUGAUCUCCAUCCUCUUUCUUGCUGCAUGCGUCUCACUCGCCAGCUUCUAGGUCUGCGGCAUGGUGUAGAUGGUGUUUUGCUGCUUAUCCGAUUCUGUCGCAGCCUUCUGUGUGCUCUUCUGUUCUUUCUCCUGACCUUGGUUCUGUAUGCACACUCGGGAUACUUUGUACAAGCUCGUCGGAUGUUUUGAACGCAUGCUUUUUGAUUUUGAUUUGCUCAUGUACAUUUCUUUGUGGUUAAUCCAA